Molecule: messenger RNA, 3609 nt
Organism: Strongylocentrotus purpuratus (purple sea urchin)
Lineage: Eukaryota; Metazoa; Echinodermata; Echinoidea; Camarodonta; Strongylocentrotidae
Product: methylosome protein 50
Exons: 8
Coding region: 88-1044 (318 amino acids)
Biological process (GO): oocyte axis specification
Cellular component (GO): methylosome
Molecular function (GO): DNA-binding transcription factor activity; protein binding
Source: RefSeq, a predicted model, not a curated record
CACGCUAAUAAUGAAUGGUAUUGUGUAGGCUCUCGAGAAAACAGGUACGAGAAAACAGGUGCUUUAAGUUUAACAUUAACGUUAGAGAUGACUUCUCCCGAUCAUAAUGAACCAGGAGCCAUGGAAACUUAUCUGGAAGCUAUACAACACAACAGAGAUGGUUCUGUGAUCUUAGCUGCAUCUGGACUAACUGGGAGACUUUGGACGGGUUCUCUAUGGUACUAUGAAGAUUCUACGAGUGCUCCAGAUGUAAAUAGAUGCAGUGCAGGCGUGCGUACAGAAGCAGGGAUCACAGACGUGGAAUGGAUAGAUGAAAACAGACUAGCUAUUGGAUCUGAUACAGGUGCAAUUGAGAUUUGGCAGCUGGAGAGCAACGCUUUCCGCAAUUUGUUCUAUCUGUACGAGCACGACAGUGCAGUGAACUCUGUCAGUGUGAACUCUAACAAGACUAGGGUCAUCAGCGGUUCAUCUGACAGACUGAUCAAGCUAUGGGAUCUAGCUACACAGCGCUCUAUUGGUACUCUCAAUGUUCACACAGCGAAGGUAGAACAGCUGGCGUGUAGUCCCAACGAACUAGAAGUCUUUGUUUCAUGCUCCCAGGAUGGUUCGGUAAUGUUAUGGGAUAUGCGGAAAGCUAAACCAGCACAGCGUCUAUCCUGUCCUUCAGGCCUGCCUACAAGUGUAGUUUGGAAACCAGGAGAAUCCUAUGUUAUAGCAGUCGGUGACGAGAGUGGUAGCAUUACUCUACUAGACGCUCGUAGUCAUCAAAACGCAGCUAUUGUUACAUCAGCUCACACGAGGGCAGUACACAGGCUAGCCUUCUCCACCAAAUCUCCUCUCUUACUUGCAUCUGUAUCUGAUGAUUGUACAGCAGCAGUUACUGAACUACAACCAGAGCUCAAACAAAUAUACCGUAGCUAUGCCCACAAUGACUUUGUUCAUGGACUAUCCUGGGAUUCUCAGAGUAACAAGCUUCUAACCUGUGGUUGGGAUCGCCAAGUCAUAUCUCAUGAUAUCAACAUCGCAACAUCAAUGGCUGUUUAGACAGUUCCAGCUAUGGUCCUUUAGACAGCUCCAGCUAUGGUCCUUUAGACAGCUCCAUCUACAGCCCUUUAGACAGCUCCAUCUACGGCCCUUUAGACAGCUCCAUCUACGGCCCUUUAGACAGUUCCAUCAACGUCCUUUAGACAGCUCCAUCUACGGCCCUUUACACAGUUCCAUCAACGCCCUUUAGACAGCUCAUCUACGGCCCUUUAGACAGUUCCAUCAACGCCCUUUAGACAGCUCCAUCUAUGGCCCUUUAGACAGUUCCACCAACAUCCUUUAGACAGUUCCACCAACGUCCUUUAGACAGUUCCAUCAACGACCUUUAGACAGCUCCAUCUAUGCCAUUUAGACAGCUCCAUCUACGGCCCUUUACAGAGCUCCAUCUACGCCAUUUAGACAUCUCCAUCUACGGCCCUUUACACAGCUCCAUCUACGCCAUUUAGACAGCUCCAUCUACGGCCCUUUAGACAGUUCUAUCAACGCCCUUUAGACAGCUCCAUCUAUGGCCCUUUAGACAGUUCCAUCUAUAGCUCUUUAGACAGUUCCACCAACGUCCUUUAGACAGUUCCACCAACGUCCUUUAGACAGUUCCAUCAACGCCCUUUGGACACCUCCAUCUACGCCAUUUCUCCAUCUACGGCCCUUUACACAGCUCCAUCUACGCCAUUUAGACAGCUCCAUCUACGGCCCUUUACACAGCUCCAUCUAUGCCAUUUAGACAGCUCCAUCUACGGCCCUUUACGUAGCGCCAUCUACGCCCUUUUGACAGCUCCAUCUACGGCCCUUUAGACAGUUCCAUCUACGGUCCUUUAGACAGCUCCAUCUAGGCCCUUUAGGCAGUUCUAUCAACGUCCUUUAGACAGUUCCAUCUACGGUCGUUUAGACAGCUCGAUCUACGGCCCUUUAGACAGCUCCAUCUAUGGCCCUUUUGACAGCUCCAUCUACGGUCCUUUAGACAGCUCCAGCUAUGGUCCUUUGGACAGCUCCAUCUAUGCCCUUUAGACAGCAACAUCAAUGGCCCUUUAGACAUUCCUCUAUAUCUAGUGCUGUACCAACCACCCCAAAAAUAUUUUGCUCUGUGUGUUGAUAGGGGUUUGACAUCGUUAUACUCGAUUCACCUGCAAGGAACCAAAUCCAACUCAGGUUCCAUGUGCUUGGCUUUAUGUUGUUCUUGAUUUGCCUCAUGUUUGUUAACCCCUAGAAUGCUAGGUACCGGUAAAGAUAAUUGAGUUUGAGUUUGUACAUUCCAGCUGUACAUAAGUUUUUUGUUUGUUUAGGUCAUUGCAUGGUGCACUUUAUUAUACAACAUUGUGCCAUUAAGGAGUAUAUGUAGUGCAAGGUUAACUAUAAACAAAUACAGUACUUUAAUAUAAGAAAUUUCUUGCAACACUAGCUUUCUACAAAUCCUAAAAGAUAGCUGUUUUGCAGUACGGUAAUGACAUUUUUUUGGAGGUUGCCCGAAGAUAAUAUUCGUCAUAUUGCUUGAUGAUUAUAACAACAGAGCCUGUGCAUGAGGUUCAUCCCGAAAUCGUUCAAGCAACGGGCUAGAGCAGGGCAAAUUCAGUGUUUGCACUGCAUGGUGUGAUCACCACACCAUUGUUCAGCACCAAAUUGUCUAGAACUAGCAACUUUUACCAAGUUGGCCAGUAUGAUGUCACUCCUGAUUGUCUCACGGUAAUAUAAUCAUUGGAUAGCAGUCAACAUUGACAUUGUGUGUAUUCAUAGCGUUGCAUAUCUACGUGUUUAGUUUAUUUAUAACCUUCCAGCGCAAGAACUGGCGUUUCACAAAGAUCCCAAGUCAAACUUAACUCUAAGCUGGACUUAAAUAGUAUGGAGAGCCAUUUGUAGCCUUAAAUAAAAUAUAGUCAAAAGCAAAAAUUGAAGUAUUUUAGACUUUUUAUAAAUUCCACAUCAUGAACAUGAAAUCUCCUUGAUAAUAAAAAAUGUGGAUAAUUUGAAUCAACAUUUUAUGCCUUUUAAAAUAACUUUUACAAAAAUAUUUUCAUAGAUGCUUAACUUAGGAUCUUUGUGAAACACUCCUGGAUAAAUUUAUGAUGAUGUCAUGCCUCGUACCCACCAAGAAGAUUCAUAUUUACACGACUGUAUAAUGUGUAGCAGCCUACAUGUGUCUCCUUGUAUUAUCUUGAAUGCCUGUUAAGUAUACUUUGAGAGUUUCAAGUCUUUAUGAGAUAAAAACAAUGUUCAGCAAGUCAUUAUGGUCUGUGCAUGUGAAAGGUGCACCUCAUGAAGAUGUCUGCAAUUUUCUCUUCUUCUUUUUUUUUGUUGUCAUGCGAUUGGAAAGUGUGCACAUCGUGUGUUUCGAUGAAUGGGAUAAUAAUAUAUGUAAAGCACUUAAAGACCGUAUAAGGUAUUAAGCACUUUACAUGUAUAAAUCCAUACUUAUUAUUAUUUCGUAUUGUGUUUAACCUAGAUAAUAGUUUAUACUUUUGGUAUCCCUCCAUUUCAUUGGAUUGUACAUUUAUCAUUUUGUACACUUUUAUUUCAUGUUUUGUGGAAAUAAAUCCAAAUAAAAAUACUGCAGCUGUGGUCAAACUCUUUCAA